AUGGCUAGUUUCUCGGAUGAAGGCUAUGACUGUUCAGCAUAUGCUGCAUACCGUCCUUCCCCUCCCAAGGCUCUGUACGAUACUGUUUUAGCCUACCACCAGUCUCCACGCGAACUAUGCGUCGACCUGGGGACUGGCCACGGGGCUGUAGCUCGCGCGCUGGCCACGCACUUCAAAUCUGUCCUCGGAGUUGACUCCUCCGAGGGGAUGCUGAAGGAAGCCGCAAGAGCUCAGCAAUGGGACAUCAGAAUAUCAGUGUUCAACAAUGAAUGGAUGUAUCCCGUUGAAUGCCGGGAUUUUGCUAACUGGACCGACCUUACAAGGUUGGUAAGUGUCCCUGCCAAUGACGAUGCGCCUGGCGUCUCCAACACUCCAGGAGCUAUUCAAAUGCGUGCAUCACAGACCCUUGGGAGUCUGGAGAUCCUAAUACGGACAUUGAGUAUGGUCCAUGAAUGGCGUAAGGCACAUCCUGAGGCUUUAUCAGUAAGAGAGGGCGGGUCUGGUGACUGCGUUGAUACCCUCAUGCGAGAUAUAAUCGAGGGUGAGGAAAAAUGGCGCGUCUUUGUUACGUCGGGGGGCAAUUGGCGGGACAUCGAGCAUGCAUCCGCCUUUCGAUUAUCCCGUGCAGGACGGGUCUAUACAAAACAUAUGCGUUCCGAAAGGUUUUGCAGAUCGCAAUGUAUGGACAGUGAGUCUUGCGGAAGUGCUAUGAUAUUCAAUAAUCGGGGAUGGAGGUCCAAAGUUCUGGAGAAGAAAACUUACGUUGUUAUUUGCAUUUUCUUGUCAACCUUUCAGGAGUUCAACAUGAUCUCAUGCGAGAGAAGCAGUAGGCUAGCAAAGUCUAAGGGCUGGCUGGCUGACUAG
Molecule: messenger RNA, 864 nt
Organism: Aspergillus niger
Lineage: Eukaryota; Fungi; Ascomycota; Eurotiomycetes; Eurotiales; Aspergillaceae
Exons: 6
Coding region: 1-864 (287 amino acids)
Source: RefSeq, a predicted model, not a curated record